UUACAGCCCUGUUUUACAGAUUGGAAGCAUCGGUUUAAGGGCAUUGGCAGAAUCAUUUCCUUGUUCUUAGCAGCAGCCACUGCUGUGUCAGUAGUGUGUGGAAUGGAAGUCCUAGUUGGUAGUCUGUUAUGGAAACGCUGUUUACUGUUAUUGUAGUACCGUGGUGACAACAUGCCAUUGAAAUGGAAAACGAGCUCUCCUGCUAUCUGGAAAUUCCCAGUUCCUGUGCUUAAAACAUCCAGGUCAUCGCCACUUUCUCCAGCAUACAUAUCUCUGGUGGAAGAGGAGGAUCCUCAUAUGAAAGUGUCUCUGGGGAGCAGCGAUAUGGGCGUCUCUGCCCAUCUGCAGUCUUCAAAGACAGGAACCACAAGAUUUUUCACCAGCAAUACUCACAGUUCAGUGGUGUUACAGGGCUUUGACCAGCUGCGAGUGGAAGGUUUGCUCUGUGAUGUGACACUUGUUCCUGGAGAUGGUGAUGAGGUGUUUCCUGUCCACAGAGCAAUGAUGGCUUCUGCAAGUGACUACUUCAAGGCCAUGUUCACAGGAGGAAUGAAGGAACAAGAUUUAAUGUGCAUUAAGCUCCAUGGCGUGAACAAAAUAGGCCUAAAGAAGAUCAUUGAUUUCAUCUAUACUGCAAAACUUUCCCUUAACAUGGACAACCUUCAGGACACUCUGGAAGCUGCCAGUUUUUUGCAGAUUUUACCUGUUUUGGACUUCUGUAAAGUAUUUCUUAUCUCUGGGGUUUCGUUGGAAAACUGUGUUGAGGUUGGGCGAAUUGCCAACACAUACAAUCUCACAGAAGUGGAUAAAUAUGUUAAUAAUUUCAUCCUGAAGAACUUCCCUGCAUUAUUAAGUACUGGUGAAUUUGUGAAACUCCCCUUUGAACGUCUUGCCUUCGUGCUUUCAAGUAAUAGCCUUAAGCACUGCACUGAACUCGAACUCUUCAAGGCAGCGUGUCGCUGGCUGCGCUACGAGGAGCCUCGCAUGGAGUACGCCGCAAAGCUCAUGAAAAACAUCAGGUUCCCCCUGAUGACACCCCAGGAUCUUAUCAACUACGUUCAGACAGUGGACUUCAUGAGAACUGACAACACCUGUGUCAACUUGCUGCUGGAAGCCAGCAAUUACCAAAUGAUGCCGUACAUGCAGCCGGUGAUGCAGUCGGAGCGGACGGCCAUCCGCUCGGACAGCACGCACCUGGUGACGCUGGGGGGAGUGCUCCGGCAGCAGCUGGUGGUCAGCAAGGAGCUGCGCAUGUACGACGAGAAGGCCCACGAGUGGAAGUCCUUGGCUCCCAUGGACGCGCCCAGGUACCAGCACGGCAUCGCCGUCAUCGGGAACUUCCUCUACGUGGUGGGCGGCCAGAGCAACUACGACACCAAGGGAAAGACGGCGGUCGACACGGUCUUCAGGUUUGAUCCUCGCUACAACAAGUGGAUGCAAGUGGCGUCUCUGAACGAGAAACGGACCUUCUUCCACCUAAGUGCCCUCAAAGGACAUUUGUACGCAGUCGGAGGUCGGAACGCAGCGGGUGAGCUAGCCACUGUGGAAUGUUACAACCCCAGAAUGAAUGAGUGGAGCUACGUGGCAAAAAUGAAUGAACCCCACUAUGGUCACGCUGGAACUGUGUAUGGGGGGUUAAUGUACAUUUCAGGCGGAAUUACCCACGAUACUUUCCAAAAGGAACUCAUGUGUUUUGACCCUGACACAGACAAAUGGACUCAGAAAGCUCCGAUGACGACAGUCAGAGGUCUGCAUUGCAUGUGUACUGUAGGAGACAAGCUGUAUGUUAUUGGUGGCAAUCACUUUAGAGGAACAAGUGAUUAUGAUGAUGUUCUAAGCUGUGAAUAUUACUCACCAACUCUAGACCAGUGGACUCCAAUUGCCGCCAUGUUACGUGGGCAAAGUGAUGUUGGGGUUGCUGUCUUUGAAAAUAAAAUCUAUGUUGUUGGAGGAUACUCUUGGAAUAACCGGUGUAUGGUGGAAAUAGUUCAGAAGUAUGACCCAGAAAAAGAUGAGUGGCAUAAAGUGUUUGACCUUCCAGAAUCCCUUGGUGGCAUCCGAGCCUGCACUCUCACUGUUUUCCCUCCGGAGGACAAUACAGGGUCACCGUCUAGAGAGUCUCCUCUUUCAGCACCUUAGAACCAGCCCUUGACUCACAAUGUCAUAGUAACACCUCUGCACUGCAUCAUGGGGUCUGUUGUUUUUCUUCAGUAGUUUCUGUUAGGCUUAGCCUACAGCAUUUCAUACAAUUACUGGAAAAAAAGAAAAGACUUUGACAUUAUUUGUGCUGUUUGUUUGGCCUAGAAUGUCUCUCAAGUGGUUAACAAAAAAGGAUGUACUUGCCUGAGCCAAAUGUUUAACAAAUGAGAGGGUAUUGUCUAUGAAAUGUAUGAACUAGGUACAUUAUUAAUGUUGUAUGUUGGGUGUGAGGUACCUUUUAGCUUACAUUUGGGAGCCCAGUGAGUCAAAUUUGUACUGAACUUGUCACUAAAUUUCAUGUUGAAAUCCUUUUUCCUUUCAUUUUUGACUGCAGAUUACAAGGGUAGGUAGACCACAUCAAUGUGAACGUUCUGAAGGCUGCCAAGGGGCCUGAGCUACCUCCCUCUUUACACAGAGUAUUUUUGACAUAUCUGUUUACCCACCUGACUUUGUGGGUGCUUUCAGAGCAUAUGAAGUUUCUUAGGCAGAGGGAAGAAAUAAAAUAAUUUUAAAAUAUUAGCACUGUACAGGAGCAAACCUUGUAGAGGCCAGGAGUUUUUUAUUACAUAUAUCGAGUGUUUUUCCUGAGUCAGUUGAACGAUGCUUCAAACAAAACAUCCUAAACAUGUUUAUGUUUUUUAAUUUUUAUUUUUUUUUUUCAGGAAUUGGCUUCCACUUGCAUGGGAGCACACACUAUUAACAAUGGGAAUUCAGUGCAGUUGUGUAUUCUGUUGUAUGGCUGUACUGAAUAUGGGUAGUUAAGGGCUAGAAACAGUAACUUAAGCCACCGAAUUUGACCAAAUUGUUCCAUCUGAUCAAAUUUAAUCUACCUUUCUCCUUUGCUGUUGAGAUAACUUGCAUAAUGUGUCCUCUGUAUAGUCUCAGUUAAUAAGGUUAUUUAGCACAAAGUGCAGCUUCAGUAAGAGAGCUGCUUUUGCUCAGUGAACCUGGACUACCACGUUUUACCUUCUUUUGUUCAAUAAAACUUUUAACUGCAGUUACCCAGUCUAAGCUACCUCAUUAAUGUAUUUGGUUUUCUUCCUCUGCCUCACUGUCUCCAGGAUACGCAUUACGUAUAUCCAUGCGGGUAGAUGAAUUUGCUAGGAAACCAAUGCAGAAGUGAUCAUGAAUGGGUACUUUUGACCUACUUUUAAGAAACUAUUUUGGUCUGAUGUGUUCAUUUUAUUGUUAGGGACUGAUGAAAAAACAGUCCUAAUGUUUUUUUCUUGGAGAACUGCUUAUGUGUGCAGCCAUGCAAAUUCACAGGAAUCUUUACCUGCUCCAAAAUACAGUGCCCUGCUGACGAACUGCAGCUCUGAUUAUGCCAUUGUGCUUGUUCUGAACUUCCCAUCAUGUUACAAGUCAUUUUGCUGAUGAAUGCAGUCACAGGGGCAUCCUCUGGGGAAAACUGUUUAAACCAGCUUUUUGUGUUACCUAUUAAUAACAACCAAGUAAAGCUUAAUAGACUUUUGUUGGGACUUUGCUAUUUCUGUUUUGUCCCUGCUUGAUGCAUCAAGCAGCUGGAGUACUGUGGUGUCAGUUUUGGAAGUACUGAUAUUUAUUCUUUGUACAGUUUACUAGUAAUGGUCACUACCAAAAUCUAUGUGUAAGCUUCAGGUUUCAUAAUUGUUUUGGUUAAAAUCAAAAGCAAUUCUUCCUCUUUAAAAAAUUCAAGUCUCAAUUCCACGUGGCUGCGCAAGGUUGUUGCAGGUGGAAUAGUGGCACCAGAGGAUACUCCUGGAAACUGGUCAGUGAAGAUAAAUUGACUCAUCAUCCUAAGAAUUAUUAUAAGCACCUUCUUAUGCUGUGCAAAGCACUGGAUAGAGAAAUGUUGCUCUGUCGUUUAAGGAUUUGUCAGUCAUUUAAGUGUCACGUGCUACUAAUUUUUUUUCCAGCUCAGAGACCAGAUUUUAGACCCUGCUUGAGUUUAAAUCUCCCAAAAUCCAUAUUCAGUGUCUCUUAUUAAUUAGACUGAAAAGUACUUGAAGGAGUUGCAAUUCCUUUUAUAUCCUGCUCUUUGUAUGCUGGGGAUGAGGGACAGUGUUUAAAAGUGGGUAUCUUCACUGGUAUUCUCUGUUAGGAAGAAGCUUUACAUGGGUUCUGACCAUUCUGAAGUGGUUUAAAGCCAGGAUGUCAGUUUUGUGUCUGAGCCUUGAAUAGCCAGGAGCUGGUAUAUGGCCACAAUGUUGAGGGUGUUUUGUUUUGGUUUGGCUUUUUUAAGUGACUCAUUAUCUGCUAUACUUAAAGUGGAAGAAUUAUUUUUGAACAUUUUGUCAGCAGUGGAUUAAAUGUACUGCUUCAAUCAAAUUAAUCUUUGGUUCUUCU
Ficedula albicollis (Collared flycatcher) is the source of this 4524-nucleotide messenger RNA. It is a transcript of the gene KLHL13, whose product is annotated as kelch like family member 13. The transcript is spliced from 7 exons. Gene Ontology annotation, molecular function: cullin family protein binding; ubiquitin-protein transferase activity. Bases 172 to 2139 code for a protein of 655 amino acids. NCBI's taxonomy places the organism in Eukaryota, Metazoa, Chordata, Aves, Passeriformes, Muscicapidae. Gene Ontology annotation, biological process: regulation of cytokinesis; protein ubiquitination. The record is from RefSeq and is a predicted model, not a curated record. Gene Ontology annotation, cellular component: Cul3-RING ubiquitin ligase complex.